Molecule: messenger RNA, 450 nt
Organism: Hepatospora eriocheir
Lineage: Eukaryota; Fungi; Microsporidia; Hepatosporidae
Source: the annotation of a GenBank genome assembly
AUGGUACUCGAACAAACUUUUAUUAUUUGUAAACCAGAAGCGGUUAAAAGAAGAUUAGUUGGUGAAAUUAUUUCUAGAUUUGAAAGAAAAGGAUUGUAUAUUAACAAUAUUAAAUUCUUUAAACCAACUAAAGAACAGGUUGAAAAUCACUAUGAAGAACAUAGAGAUAAACCAUUCUUUGAUAAGAUUGUAAAAUCUGUCUCUUCUGGUUUUGUUUGUGCUUUUGUUUUGGAGGGUAAUAAUGCUGUUAGUGUUGCUCGUACUCUUAUUGGUGAGACUAAUCCUGUUAAAUCAUGUCCUGGUUCUAUUAGAGGUGAUUUUGGUUUAAACACCGGUAAAAAUCUUAUUCAUGGUGCUGAUUCAGUUGAAAGUGCUAAAAGAGAAAUUAAAAUCUUUAUGGGUGAACUUAAUAAAAUUGAAUACUUUGAUGAAGAUUUGAUUUAUGAAUAA